Messenger RNA from Centropristis striata (black sea bass), 6796 nucleotides. RefSeq names its product NCK adaptor protein 1b (gene nck1b). NCBI's taxonomy places the organism in Eukaryota, Metazoa, Chordata, Actinopteri, Perciformes, Serranidae. Gene Ontology annotation, molecular function: ephrin receptor binding. The coding region runs from base 1567 to 2556 and encodes 329 amino acids. Gene Ontology annotation, biological process: negative regulation of PERK-mediated unfolded protein response; positive regulation of endoplasmic reticulum stress-induced intrinsic apoptotic signaling pathway; positive regulation of translation in response to endoplasmic reticulum stress. The transcript has 3 exons. The record is from RefSeq and is a predicted model, not a curated record.
UGACAAAAGAGAUGGCCUUAUCUCCUCUGCUCAUUGAUGUGGUGGUGAUGACGUACCCCUGUGUAGGGUAGGGGGACCCUUUUGCAAGGAAGCCCUGGGGCCCCAAAGUGGCUUUUCCAUGCACAGAGGGGCUGUUCUGGGUUCUUCUGACCAGAAGUGUGGGAGAUCAAUUUGUGACUGUAUCACACACUGCAGUGUUUGCAAAACACUUAUCUGUUCGACGUGUGAACUGUGCUUUCCUGUUUGCAAGUGUUGUGGUGAGAGGAGGCUGGUGAUAUUCGGGCAGCGCUGUGUGCUGAAAUACUCCACUGAAAAUUCAUACAAGAACAGGAAGAGACCUCUCUGGGCUUUUUUAAUACAUACAGCUCAUGUCUAGCUCAUUGUGAAUGUGCGCUUUAAGUCACGUUCCUGAUAACACUGACUUUAAUGUACUUGCAAUUUCCUAUUUGUUAUUGUUUGACUCAAGCAUGUAGAUUGUUUCAAGCCUUUAAGUGUGUAGGUUUAUUUGUCUGUUGUGUUCAGUUUGUAAGCAUGAGUUGUUGUGCACCAAAGCCAUGAGGUGCCCAACAACUUCCCACCUGUCACUGCAUCUAUUGAUCACAUAACCUCAGGUGAACAGCUGCACGACACACACACACACACACAUAGGCUCAGGUCUCACUUAGACAUAAACCUAUAAAAAAACAGACUAAUGUAAAACAUGAGUUAAGGCAAAACCGAGCCUUGUUAAACACUAAUACAAUCAUAGAAAGCUUGUAAAUACUUCACCUUCAUUUGUCCUUUUUUAUGAUCUAUAAUUGGAUUUAAGACAUUUUUAAGUAGAAGAUUGUGGGUGGUUUGGGUUUUUUCUUGUAAAUUUGUGGGAGGACAAUAAGAGAAGCAGUCUGAUGACUAAACUUUCAUAUGUUAUGUGGGAGGAAAAUGCAACUCUUUUUCUUUCCUUUUUUUUCUUUUCUUUUCUUUUUAAAACAAGCCAGUUGCUGGGUGUGGAGUGGUGUCAUCAUUUGAAAGAAUGUGAGAGGGUAUGAUCCGUCUGCAGAUGGCUGUGUUUUGGUGUGUGUGUUUGAGGACUCAUGUUUCCUGGGUUUGUUGUAAAGUUAGGAGUGUGUCUCUCUACAAACAACUUGAGUCAUGUGACUCUGAGCACUCACUGACUCAUUCUGCCGUUGCAACUUCCCCACAAAUCCUUGUAUUUAUCAGACCUCUAGUCUCUUGGAAACCUCAUUCUGCUGCUUAAUGUUGAUAGAACAGCUCCGUCACUUUCCCUACAUCUCUCUUCUUUAUCUCUUUUUCUUUCUCCAAGUCUGAGCUUCAGCCCCCUCCCUCCCUCUCUACUUCUUCCCCUUUCCAUGAGGCCUCUGUACUCUUGCCUUCCAGAGCUGGACUGGAGGCCUCUCUAUCCCACACUCUCAUUGGCUAAGCCUGACCACAUGGUCAUGGAGUGGGCCGCCCUGCUCCGAUAUCCGCCCAGCUCUCUGGGUGUUCACAUGGAAUAACUCUACAGCUGCAGUGGGAAGAGAGCAGGGGCCGGGAAAGAGACAGAGAGGGAGAGACAGCGAGCCCAAAAUGGACAUGGCUAACCUAUUCAAACAUUUCUUUCGAAUCGGGAAGGUGAAGAGCAGAAAGGGGGGGAUGAGAGACACAGCCUCCAACGCAGACACAGACAUGUACGCAGAUAACGGCGAGCGGCUGUACGACCUCAACCUGCCCGCCCUCGUCAAGUUCAGCUACACAGCGGAGCGAGAGGACGAGCUGUCUCUGGUGAAAGGCACGCGGGUGGUGGUGAUGGAGAAGUGCAGCGACGGCUGGUGGCGCGGCAGCUACAGCGGACGGUCUGGCUGGUUUCCGUCCAACUAUGUGACGGAGGACGUGGAUGGGACGGCGGGGGGAGGGGGCAUGGGCGGGCCCGGAGACCCGGCCGGAUCGCUAACGGAGAAGCUGGCGGCGGUGGUGAACAGCACCACGAACGGGAACAGAGUGCUGCACACGGUUCAGGCGCUCUACCCUUUCAGUUCAGAAAACGACGAGGAGCUUAACUUUGAGAAGGGCGAGGUGAUGGAGGUCGUGGAGAAGCCCGAGAACGACCCGGAGUGGUGGAAGUGUCGCAAAGCGGACGGACAUCUGGGCUUGGUGCCUAAAAACUACGUCACUGUGCUGGACUCCACCUCCCAUAAACCUGGCGCAGGGCCCGCUGGGCCGCCCACACCUGACUGUGACUACAUCUCGCCCUCAGGCAGCGGGCGCUUCGCGGGGAAGGAGUGGUACUACGGGAAGGUGACGCGCCACCAGGCGGAGGUGGCCCUCAACCAGAGAGGCAUAGAGGGAGACUUUCUGAUCCGAGACAGCGAGUCAUCGCCAAACGACUUCUCCAUCUCCCUGAAGGCGCAGAGCAAGAACAAGCAUUUCAAAGUGCAGCUGAAGGAAAACCUUUACUGCAUUGGACAGCGUAAGUUCAACUCUAUGGAAGAGCUUGUUGAACACUACAAAAAGGCCCCCAUCUUCACCAGUGAGCAGGGAGACAAACUGUACCUGAUCAAGGCCCUGGCUGCCUCCUGAUCCCUCUCCGUCACACACUUGCACUUCCACGCAGACACACACACACACACACACACACACACACACCCACACACACACACACUUAUACAUUAACUGCAUCCAUAUAUAUUCAUUCAGAUUACUUACGCCAGAACACACACUAACAUUUAAACUCCAAGCCUGAGGACUUAACACAUCAUCAGGACUUUAAAUGCCCGAUUUGUGAGCAUUCCAAGAGGAGGCAUGGAAAAAGCAUGGGAGAGACACGGAGCAAUGGAAGGAGGAGACAAAAAGACUAUGGACUCCUGAGAGUUGACUACAGACCUCUUGGUCGCCUAUUUUAAAUUAUCCAGAUGAGUUAGGUCAUAGGCAAUGCCAUGUAUUUCCACCUUGAUAUCUAUUAGAGUUGCAUUUAGUUUCUUUUUUUUUUUUUUUGUUGAUAAUAUAUAAUCUUUUUAACAGUUUCUUUUUAAAAAUGUGAUGAUUUUAAACUGUAUUCAGUACACAACAACCACCCAUAUGAGGCAUUUCUCACGUUAGCAAACUAGCCCACAGAGGUCUACAUUUCAACUCAUUUUUGUGUUGUCUGUCUUAAUUCUUUAUGAUUGUGGACGCACUAAUCCACAACUUCUGCUAACUCCUAAUCAUGAAUAAAAAUUAAGUGACCAAAAUAUAUUUAUUGAUAGAAUUCUGUUAGGAUCAUGGCGGUGGAGAUCGGAAUAUCAAACGCACGCAUCUGUGGUCAGAGGAUUUUGAGGAUUCUUGUGCAAAGUCAAACUAGUUGUUCAACUUUUCUUUUUGUACAACGGAACUGCUUGUCUCACAUAUUGCUGUAUCCAUAUCAUGUGAAUGUUACAAAGCCGAGGCAUCACAGACAGUGGGGGUGACUUUGCAUGCGUGCAUGUCCUCACACCUUCACUGUUACCUCUUAAAAGAGUGAUCAGCAGUCCACGUGAGCGAUGGGGAGUUUACCCUUGUGUUUAGAGGUCAUGCGAAGAGUCAGAAAGUACUUUUCCUCAUAGUCUGGAGACUUCCUCACACUCCCUCCCCUGCUGGGGUGUGACUGACAGCUGAUGCAUCCUUCCAGUGUUGCUAAAGGGGAUGUUUCUCUGGAGAAGAGGAGGGAGCAGGGCAAGCGGGGUGGGUGUACGUUGACAGCAGCGCGGCUUCCAAACACCCGCCAGCUCUGUGUGGAGCUGGGAGGGGAAAUGGAGGGACCAGUCCAGAGCAUGAUGUCACUGCUCCUGAAUUAGUGAUCACUGGAGGGAACGUAGGGGUCGCCCAGGGGUCGCGUUUGUGCGGUUGCAGCGCACAUAUACACGUCAAGCUAGGAGACGCCCUUUUCCUCAAGGAGGCACAAAGGAUUUUCAGAAAACAAUCCCUUCAGCUAAGUACCCUUUCUUUGAUAUCUGGGCAUUUAUUUUCAUCGCCAACAUGUCUUAAGAAGUGUCCUAGCUCGGGGAAUCAUGCUUGUUUUUCCCCAAAAUGUAUGGUCAAGUUAGAAUACAGUGGAAUGUUUUCAGCAGAACAUGGUUUAUAUUGACAGUGAAUGGGUGUUUGAUGAGUGAAAAUGGACCAAGUAGUGUUUUGAAUGUUGAAGGGGCAGCUAGCACCAGCGCCUGCAAUCAGAGCUGGCAGGGAGCAGUGGGCUCAGAGAAGAUGAUGAUGAUCACGAUGCUUGCGAUGAUGAGUUCUCCAGCUGCAGCCAGUUGGACCCGAGCAGCAGAGAAAGGGAGAGGGGGGAGGAAGAGGGAUUUCAUAGAGGAGGAAUGGAAAAAUUGGACCCUAAAAAACAAAAGCAGUGAAGUAGGAUCUAGGGAGGAGACUUGGAGAAUGUGUUCCAUUGAAUAAGAGUAUCUGGAUUAGCACUCCCAGUCAUAUACGGGUGGGGAAAUGAACGGAGGCCAACACUGAUGUAUCAUAGGAGAGAAUAAAGGAGAUUUGGAUGGGAGGGCUUUUAAGGUCUAAUUAAUCCAAGCAUGAAAAAAGUCAGUCAUGCCACAAAGAACACAAAACAUGGGUGUGAACCUUUUUUCUUCCUCUCUCCAUUCCCCAGAUGAUUGACAGAGCUAUUCAUACGAGAGCUGCCAGUAUGUUUUCUCAGUUUUGGAGCUGUAACGACGGAUUAUAAACGGUGGAACAGUUGUCUUUCAGUUUGAUUUAUGGCGGGUUAAAAUGGCAAGUUCUAAUUAUGCACCUACAGUACCAGUCGUCAGUUAAUUUACGUGAGAUUACAUCUGAUUAAAAAAACAACAUUCCAAGUUUAAAAUGCGUUUGUCUGGACUCAAAGAUUCUGUUUAAUACCUAACAUGGUUAAAAAUGUAAAUUGCAGGAUUGUUUAUCAGUAUGGAUGGAGUGAUUAUGAUAUGUUGAUUUUGGGUCCCAAAUUUAUAGAAAAAAGCUGUCUAGAACAUUUGUACCUGUAUUCGCUUUAUUUUCAGUUAUUCCCUCUUGGUUUUGGUGUUAUCUACGGAAGCCCAAAAGGCUGGUUUUGUGUUAUUUUUUCCUCCCCAGAAUCAAAUUUUUAAGUUAUUUUUUUUUCAUCUGUAAAGGUGUUUUGCUGUUGCUAGAAUGUUUUUUUUUUUUUGUUGUUGAUUUGUUUUUCCAGACUCAUUUUUCUAACUUACUUUUUUUUCCAUCUGUAUAAACGGGUAUAAAAAGAAAUGUUUUUACAGAUGGAAAAAAAGAAAUACAUUACAAUAUAUUACUUUUAAAAAAGUGACUUAAAUAAUGAUACUGGGUCAAAAAAAAAUCCUUGUUUUGCCCUUCAGGGCUUCCGUAGUUGUCAGUCACCAGAUAAGUAUUCGGGUUACAGGAGUCCUGUUACGUGUCAUUUCUUACACCCAAUCCCUGGCUGUUGUAUUGGUGCCAUUUCGUCUGAUGCUCAAUGUGCGAUAGUGUUUGCCUGCAGUGAUAACCAACUGCUAUCAACAAACAAUUUUUUUGGGUGAAAUUUCCUCCCUGACUUCCAGUUCAACAGCAUCUGCAAUAUUACGCAGCAUUAAAGUGACAAACGCCAACGCAAUGUGCCCCAGUUUGAAGGAUUUAGGAGGAGAUUUUAAUGUGCCUUCACAGCUUUCUGUCAACCAAAGGUUUAGUGUCCCUUUUUUUUUUUCUCCCUCCCACUUCUCUUGUCACCGCUGCGUGCUGUUUGGUUAAAGCUUUGCAUGUGCGUCUGAUUAGUGAUCGACGUGUCGGGGGUGUCAUCCCUAUAAGAGGGGUAUUUCCUCAUUUAAUUGUUGGCUGAAAAUGUCAUUGUCUAACUUUUUUUUUUUUUUUUGCAUAAAAUGCCCAUUAGGUGAUAUUGUGUGUAGUUUCAAGUGACCUUACCUUUGCUGAUUUCAUCAAGUAUAACUUCUUUAAGUGAACAGUGAAUGCCUACAUGUACAGUAUAAAAUAUGUGAUGUUCAUUCAGAAACAUAACCCCCAGGUGUGAUGUAAUCAUGACCUGAAUCUCAUGUAUGAGCACCUCAAGUAACGGCAUCAGUUGUGAAGGAACUGUCAUGGUUUCCAAGGAAAUAGUUUUCUAUGUCUGUAUGUAUUUCAUAUAAGACUUAGUGUAAGACAUUCACUUUUGCAGUUUAGACACUUAAAUAUGUAAAGAAAAAACUCCUCAAUACUUAAAUGUUUUACUUGAUAUUCAAAUACAGAACUACAGUAUCUCCCUACAUAGAUAUUGUUAUAAACUGGGAUCUUUUUUCACCAAUGGAGGCCGCAUGAGCAGAGCCUUGUAGCUGUACAGAAAUGGUUUUAAAUCUGCUUAAAAAGACACUGAAGUCAGUUGUGGUGGAUAUUAUCAAGAGAUCCUGUAUCAAACUAUUUUUCAUGAUCAAGAACUACAGUGCAGCAGGGCAACUCUUUUGUUUCUCGACUGUUAAACUAGCCUGAGAUAAAUCUUGAAUCUCUGGAUUUCUUGAUAAUAUUCCAAACAAAUGACCCCGUGUUCAACUUUGGUGCUUUUGUGCUGCUUCUUGGUGUUGUCUCACAAAGCUUUUUUUUUUUUCCCCUGUAUGAGAGAGAGUGAAGAAAACAGAUCCAUGCUGUGGAAUGAUAAAGGCAGUGCUGUGAAAUUUAAUGUCAUGCUCUUAAUACUGUUUUUAUGGAGGGGAGGUCGUCUUCAGGUGUAAUAAUUUAGAAGAGUUUAUUAGAGUGUUCAAAAGACGUAAUAAACGACAUAAAAACAAUACCGUAAUGAUGUCUUGUGUUUUAUCUGCUGCAAUGUGUGAAUACUCUGAAUUAAAUGUUGGUAUUUCCACUUUAA